Messenger RNA from Mus caroli (Ryukyu mouse), 1236 nucleotides. NCBI's taxonomy places the organism in Eukaryota, Metazoa, Chordata, Mammalia, Rodentia, Muridae. The record is from RefSeq and is a predicted model, not a curated record.
AUGGUGAUGUGUAACCAUUGUCCAGAUCAACAUGACUCUUUAGAAGAAGACACAAUGAAUUUCUACUCGCCACCCACUCUGAUGGAGCUAACAAGACAGCGUCUACUGAGGGAUGAGUACUUGGCCAUUUCUGCUCUCAAGGACCUGCCCAAUAUGAUGUUCCCAGUGAUGUUUAAGGAGGCAAUUAUUGAUGGACAUACAAAGAUCUUGGCUGCCAUGAUACCUGUGUGGCCCUUCCCAUACCUUUCUGUAGGAACGAUGCUAAAGAACCUCAACUUAGACACUUUGAAGGCUGUUCUUGAGGGGAUAGAUAUACUGAUUUCAAAACCAGUUCUUUACAGUAGGUGCAAGCUCAGAGAGAUCACUUUGAGCCAUGAUUUGGUUGUGGUAUGGGCUGGAUCCCAUGAAGUUGAAGGCUUACCAGAGUUCAUGGAACAGGAGAACCCAGUUGAGAAUAGUCCUGGCUCCUACCUGAAACAGAUGAGCAAUCUACUCUCACUUACGCUAGAUGAGAUCAUAUAUACCCUCAAUAUAGAUGAUUAUAGAAAUCUUAAUGAGGAAAAAGUGAUUAAAGUGAUUUCUCAUCUUCCUACAUUCCACCAUCUCCAAGAACUCUAUGUACAUGGUGUCAUUUUUAUAGAAUGUCUCAGGUGCCUGAAGAAGCCCUUGGAGGUACUUUCAUUCACUGACUGUGACCUCUCACAGUCAGACUUGGAUUACCUCCCCUAUUGCCUGAAUAUUUUUGAGCUCAGAUCUCUCCACCUGAUUGAUGUACGUUUAAGUAAUUUACUUCUUGAGCCCCUUGGGUUUCUCCUUGAGAGAGUUAAACAUACCCUGAAAUCCCUGCAAUNGAUGUCAUGUGAAAUGGGGGAAACUCACUUCAAUGCCCUGCUGCCUGCCCUAAGUCAAUGUUACCAGCUCACAGUAGUUAAUUUCUAUGGUAAUGAACUCUCUCUGCUUUUCCUGAAAAAACUUCUACACCACACAGCUAAGCUUAGCCAGCUAGCUGAUGAGCUGUACCCUGCCCCUCAGGAGUGCUAUGAUAACAGGGAUGUAGUACUAUCACACAGAUUAGAAAAUUUUUGUUCUGAGCUCCUGGAUAUACUCAGGGCUAUAAGAGAUCCCAAGAAAGUCACCUUUGGUACAAUCAAAUGCUCCAUCAAGUGUGGUGGGUCCUUUGUUUAUGAUCUGGAGACCCAAUGUUGCUUUUUUGAAAAGAACCCUCCCUGGGCUUGA